Messenger RNA from Seriola dumerili (greater amberjack), 2888 nucleotides. RefSeq names its product thrombospondin 3 (gene thbs3a). Gene Ontology annotation, biological process: cell adhesion. The transcript has 23 exons. The record is from RefSeq and is a predicted model, not a curated record. Gene Ontology annotation, cellular component: extracellular region. Bases 1 to 2856 code for a protein of 951 amino acids. Lineage: Eukaryota; Metazoa; Chordata; Actinopteri; Carangiformes; Carangidae. Gene Ontology annotation, molecular function: calcium ion binding; heparin binding.
AUGGGUUGGAGUGUCCCGGUUCUGCUCUCAAUCCUCUGUGCUCAGCUCACCGCGGGAGUCCCGGACGGACCGGACGUCCAAGUGAUUGAUGUGUUGAGCCUUCAGGAUUCGAGGCAGAGCGUAGCGGCGGUGGAGAAGCUGUCUGGUGGUCUGAGCGCACUCAGUGAUGUCUACGUGGUGUCGACGCUGCGGUUGCCAUCGAAGCUGGGCGGAGUCCUGCUGGGUCUCUACAGCAAACAGGACAACAGGAAGUACCUGGAGGUCGCCGUCAUGGGGAAGAUCAAUAAAGUCCUGGUCCGGUACGUCCGAGCGGACGGGAAGAUCCACACCGUCAACUUGCAGAACGCCAACCUGGCGGACGGGCGGACUCACUCCAUCAUCCUGAGACUGGGAGGUCUUCACCGUGACAACAUGAACAUGGAGCUCUACGUCAACUGCCGAUUGGCCGACUCCGGCCAGGGCCUGCCCCCCCUGGUCCCGCUGCCCCGAGAGGCGGAGAUGGUGGAGAUCAGACACGGACAGAAGGCCUACGCCCGCCUGCAGGGUGCAGUGGAGUCCCUCAGACUGGCUCUAGGGGGCAGCGUUGCUAAAGCUGGAGCUCUGACUGACUGUCCCUUCCAAGGAGACUCCUCUGCCUACAACUCAGUGAGCGGGGAGGUGAACUCCAUCCUGGGUGACCACACCAAGGCUCUGAUUGGUCAGCUCAUCAUCUUCAACCAGAUCCUGGGAGAGCUGCGCCAGGACAUCAGAGAACAGGUGAAGGAGAUGUCUCUGAUCAGGAACACCAUCCUGGAGUGUCAGGUUUGUGGUUUCCAUGAGCCUCGUUCCCGCUGCUCCCCCAACCCCUGCUACAGAGGAGUGUCCUGUAUGGAGAGUCUGCAGUAUCCUGGAUACACCUGUGGACCCUGUCCACCUGGGACCAACGGCAACGGGACGCACUGUCAGGACGUCGAUGAGUGUGAGCUGCAGCCCUGUUUCUCUCCUGGAGCCUGUGUGAACACUGUGGGGGGGUUCAGCUGUCAGCCCUGUCCUCCUGGUCUGUGGGGGGCGCCACUGGCUGGAACUGGACUGGACUACGCCAACACACACAAACAGGAGUGUGUAGACAUCGAUGAGUGUGUGGAUCUCCCUGACGCCUGUGUAUCAAACUCUGUCUGCAUCAACACUGUGGGCUCGUAUAAGUGUGGCGGCUGUAGACCUGGUUUCCUUGGUAACCAGACGUCAGGUUGCUUCCCCAGGAAGUCGUGCGCUGCGUUGACCUUUAACCCCUGUGACACCAACGCCCACUGCACCAUGGAGAGGAACGGGGAGGUCUCCUGCAGGUGUAAUGUGGGCUGGGCAGGUAAUGGUAACACCUGUGGAGUGGACACAGACAUCGAUGGGUAUCCAGACCGCUCUCUGCCCUGCAUGGACAACCACAAACACUGCAAACAGGACAACUGUGUGUUCACUCCAAACUCUGGUCAGGAGGAUGCCGACAAUGACGGGAUCGGAGACCAGUGUGACGAGGACGCAGAUGGAGACGGCAUCAAAAAUGUGGAGGAUAACUGCCGGCUGGUCCCUAACAAAGACCAGCAGAACUCAGACAGCGACUCGUUCGGAGACGCCUGUGACAACUGUCCCAACGUCCCCAACAGUGACCAGAGAGACACGGACAACAACGGACAGGGAGACGCCUGCGACCAGGACAUAGACGGAGACGGUAUUCCCAACGUUCUUGAUAACUGUCCGAAGGUGCCGAACCCGAUGCAGACGGACAGAGACAGAGACGGAGUGGGAGACGCCUGUGACAGCUGUCCUGAGCUCAGUAACCCCAUGCAGACGGACGUGGACAACGACCUGGUGGGAGAUGUUUGUGACACCAAUCAGGACACGGACGGAGACGGUCUCCAGGACAGCAGAGACAACUGUCCCGACAUCCCCAACAGCUCCCAGCUGGACUCUGACAACGACGGCCUCGGAGACGACUGUGACCACGACGAUGACAACGAUGGCGUCCUCGACGACUACGACAACUGUCGACUCAUCGUCAACCCCAACCAGAAAGACUCUGACAUGAACGGUGUGGGGGACGUCUGUGAGAACGACUUUGACAACGAUGCGGUUCUGGAUUUGAUUGAUGUGUGUCCAGAGAGUGCUGAGGUCACGCUGACGGACUUCAGAGCCUAUCAGACCGUGAUCCUGGACCCGGAGGGUGACGCCCAGAUUGACCCCAACUGGGUGGUGUUGAAUCAGGGAAUGGAGAUCGUCCAGACCAUGAACAGUGACCCUGGUCUCGCUGUGGGCUACACCGCGUUUAACGGCGUCGACUUCGAGGGAACGUUUCACGUGAACACGGUGACGGACGACGACUACGCCGGCUUCAUCUUCGGGUAUCAGGACUCGUCCAGUUUCUACGUGGUGAUGUGGAAACAGACGGAGCAGACGUACUGGCAGUCCCUCCCCUUCAGAGCCACGGCCCAGCCCGCCCUGCAGCUCAAGGCCGUGAAGUCCCGGACCGGACCAGGUGAGUUCCUGAGGAACGCUCUGUGGCACACGGGAGACACACCUGGAGAGGUGACGCUGCUCUGGAAGGAUCCACGAAACGUCGGCUGGAAGGACAAGACCUCGUACCGCUUUCAGCUGAGCCACCGGCCGCAGGUCGGGUACAUCAGGGUGAGGCUGUACGAGGGGACAGACAUGGUGGCUGACUCUGGUGUUGUGAUCGACACCACCAUGAGAGGAGGCAGACUCGGAGUCUUCUGCUUCUCCCAGGAAAACAUCAUCUGGUCCAACCUGCGCUACAGGUGUAACGACACGGUGCCUGAAGACUUCCAGUCUCAUCGUAAACAAGUUCUGAUGCACAUCCAGGUCUGAGAGCUGCAGACGGACUGUCCACAACACAUGCA